Molecule: messenger RNA, 1547 nt
Organism: Dinoponera quadriceps
Lineage: Eukaryota; Metazoa; Arthropoda; Insecta; Hymenoptera; Formicidae
Gene: Mfap1
Product: microfibrillar-associated protein 1
Exons: 3
Coding region: 156-1526 (456 amino acids)
Biological process (GO): mRNA splicing, via spliceosome
Cellular component (GO): U2-type spliceosomal complex
Molecular function (GO): RNA binding
Source: RefSeq, a predicted model, not a curated record
UGACUCGCUACUGGCGCGAGUUCUGAUUGGCUGUUGCUUUUCCGUCGAAAUCCUUCCUCUUGGUCAGAUGUUGAAUGAGGACGAAGGCAAGUGGUGUAAUGCCGCUGAGCUUCCCAGCUAACCAAAGUUGAGAGAGCCAUCGAAACGGCAUCAAGAUGAUGAUGGAUUAUUUUGUGACCAAUAACUCCUUGGCGCCCGCACCCAUGGGAAUACAAAGCACAGCGGGUGCGGUGCCUGUGAAAAAUGACAAAGGUGAAUUGUCGAUGAAAAAGGUCAAGGUGCAUCGUUAUGUUUCCGGCAAACGACCCGAUUACGCCGCGGCAAGCUCGGACGAGGAGUCGGAAGAAGAAGACUUUCUGGAGAAGCGUGCGCUCAAGAGCUACGAUGAGAACGAAACCGUCGGUACGGACGUUCCCGUGCAUUCGCACGCGAGGACCAAGGACGAGGACGACCCACGUCUGCGAAGAUUAACGCGGCAAAAGGAGGCGCCUGCUGAGGUACGCACCGAGAGGCACAGACACAUCCACGAGCCCGAGCUGAUCGAGAUCGAGCUGGAGAGAACUCGGGAGAGGAUCAAAUUGGAGAGCUCCGACACGUCCGAGGACGAGGAACUGUCAGAUUCAGAGAUAGAGAAGCGGCGAGAGGCUCUGAAGCAACGUGUACUCUCGAAGAAGGACACAGAGGAGGAACUGAUACAAGGCGAGGAAGAGGAGAGGUCGGGCGAGAGCUCGGAAGAGAGCUCGUACUACGAGGAAUACACCGACUCCGAGGAGGAGACCGGGCCGCGGUUGAAACCCGUGUUCGUCCGCAAGAAGGACCGAAUUACGGUGAUGGAGAAGGAGAAGGAGGCGAUGCGGCAGAAGCAAGCGGAGGCCGAGGCGAAGAAAUUGGCGGAGGAACGCAAGCGGCAGACCUUGAGAAUGGUGGAGGAGGCGGUGCGGAAGGAAACGCAGGUCGGCAAGGGUAACGUAGAGCAGGAGAACAAAUUGAACGACGUCUGCACGGACGACGAGAACGACGAGGUGGAGUACGAGGCGUGGAAAUUGCGCGAGCUUAAGAGAAUCAAGCGAGACCGCGAGGAGAGAGAACAGAUGGAAAAGGAGCGUUUGGAGAUUGAGCGUAUACGCAAUAUGGCGGAGGAGGAGCGAAGGCAGGAGGCACGAUUGAAUCCGAAAGUGAUUACCAAUAAAGCAGCCAAAGGGAAGUAUAAAUUCCUGCAAAAGUAUUAUCAUCGCGGUGCGUUCUACUUGGACAAAGACGACAGUAUAUUCAAACGUGACUUUUCCGGCGCUACUCUCGAGGAUCACUUUGACAAGACGAUCUUACCAAAGGUCAUGCAAGUGAAGAACUUCGGCCGCAGCGGUAGAACCAAGUACACUCACUUGGUGGAUCAGGACACGACGCAAUUCGAUUCGCCGUGGAUAUCAGAGACUGCGCAAAAUUUAAAAUUUCAUAAUAAUCAAGCGGCGGGUAUGAAGCAAGUUUUCGAUCGACCUUCUCUGAAAAAGCGGAAAGCCGACAAUUGAGCCAAUCACACCUUUUUUCUU